Molecule: messenger RNA, 900 nt
Organism: Mytilus californianus (California mussel)
Lineage: Eukaryota; Metazoa; Mollusca; Bivalvia; Mytilida; Mytilidae
Product: U8 snoRNA-decapping enzyme-like
Exons: 4
Coding region: 61-759 (232 amino acids)
Biological process (GO): mRNA catabolic process; sno(s)RNA catabolic process
Cellular component (GO): nucleus
Molecular function (GO): phosphodiesterase decapping endonuclease activity; snoRNA binding
Source: RefSeq, a predicted model, not a curated record
CUUUUAUUGACACGGAUACAAUCACAACAAAUACACAGUACAUCUAAUUUGCACAAAGUUAUGACAGAUAUAGGAUGGGGCAACUUAGCCCAGUAUGAACAUUAUGGACGAGUUGGUGAUGUAGAAGAGGACUUUGAUAUAAUUUCUUAUGAAGAGUCAAAAGGAGAACUCUAUUCAUCAUUUAAACAUGCCUCUCAUGCCAUGUUAUUUGCUAGGAAUGAUACUGUACUCUGGGAUUUAUACAAAUCUAGAGCAGCUAUAAUGAUGCAAAUGAGAUUUGAUGGUUUACUUGGGUUUCCUGGUGGAUUGGUGGAUCCAGGUGAAAAUCCAUUGGAUGGAGUAAACAGGGAACUAGAGGAAGAAAUUGGCCUUGACCUUUGUAAACACAAACUCCAAGAUAGUAAUCAGGUUGUGUCUUUUGUGAACAAAAGCAAAAACUUAGUUUUGCAUUUUUAUGGAAAAGAAGUAACUCUAAACGAUUUUAGUGAGAUUGAAAUGAAAACUUUAUCUGCCCCUGAUUAUGGAAAUGAGACAUUAGGAAUGAUUCGUCCUCCCCUGUAUACAAUGGGAGAUGGGUACAGAGGACUGCCAGCAUUUCUGUCCAAUAGCUAUGCAGGAAAUUCAAGACAAGAGCUUCUGAUUGGACUACAACAUUUUAAAAUUUUAGAACAAGAUGAGAUUGAAAAGGCAGUGGAUGCUUGGAAGACAUUCAUGAAAACAAACAGACAAACAUGUGGACUAACUAAUACUGAUAGUUGAUGUUAUUAGAACAUUAGAGAACAAUAUUUUUUAUUGGGUUUUAGAAACUAUUGCUUGAUCAAUGACGGUGCAAUUUUAUAAGCAAAUUUGUGGGUAAUUAUUUUUCUUUCAAUGUCUCUUUAUCAGUUAUAUAUAUCCAAG